AUGGGAAAGGAUAAACUCAAAGAAGAUAAAGUAAAAUAUGAGUUAUUUUGAGUAGAGAUCCUCUAGUAAGGAAAAGAAGAAAGAAAAAAAGGAGAAGAAAGAAAAAAAAGAUAAAAAGGAUAAAAAGGAGAAAAAGGAAAAAAAAGAAAAACAUAUAAAAAAGGAUAAAAAAAAUAAGAAUGAAACCAUAAAGAAAAAACCCAAAAAAGAUUAAUGGGGUAAAUAUGGCACCAUCAGGUUAUGUAUUUUUAAUAUUAAAGUAAUACAGAUAUGUAUUUAAAACGUGAAGAGUUUUUAAUGUGGUUAUCUGAUGUGAAAGUAUUAAAUGUAGAAGCAAUAACUCCUUAAGAAGAAAAGAAAUACUUUGAGGAAUAUGUGGAAUGCUAUAACACAGCAACUUUUCCAUCAUAAAAAUUCUAUAAUUUUAAAGUAUGGUUUGAAAAAGAAUAACUUAAAGAAUAAAUAUAAUAAGCAGAAUUUGAAAUGCAAACAUUUGAUGAUGAAAAAGAAAAAUAGUAUUAAAUAAUUUUCAUUAUAUUUAGAAAGGAAUAUUAAGAAAAAAAAGAAUAUAUCAAAAAAUAAAAAUUAUAAAGAGAAUAUUAACAUUUACACGAAUUCCAAAAUAUUGUAAUUAAUUUUUUAUUUAUUAAGGCACAAGACAUGCAAAAAUAAAAGCAAAUUCAAGAUCUCUUUAGACAUUAUAAUUAAAUGGGUAAUCAUGAAGUGGCUAUGAGAUACUACAAAUAAUUGAAUCCUAUUCAUACUAUUGAUGCUCCUCGAAUGUAAUAGUAACCACCUGUGGAAUAUGAUUAUGAUUGCGAAAACUUCUGAUCUAAUAAAAAUAUUUUCA
Paramecium sonneborni is the source of this 850-nucleotide messenger RNA. Lineage: Eukaryota; Ciliophora; Oligohymenophorea; Peniculida; Parameciidae. The record is from the annotation of a GenBank genome assembly.